CAUUACGGAUAGGGAUGCUCGUAGAGAGCCUCUCGUACCGUACACACCAUUUCACUCUUGGAAGCGGAAGGAUAAGGGGCCGGUAAUAAGUUUAUCGCCGGUGAAGGAAUUAGGGUAUAAUUGAAGAAGAAGAAGAUGGCUCAUGCUUGCGUCUCCAGGUUUACAGCUGGAUUCGUCUCCAAUGGCUCCUCCUCUUUCGAUUCUCAGAAGUUAGUUAGCGACAGAAAGAAUUGGAAGAGGUCAUCAUCAUCUGUAUACUCCGGAGGCAAUCUCUGGACACCUGAGCCUCCCUCUCCUCAAGGAGUUUGGUCCAUCAGAGAUGAUUUACAAGUGCCUUCUUCUCCGUAUUUUCCUGCGUACGCUCAAGGACAAGGACCGCCUCCUAUGGUUCAAGAGCGUUUCCAGAGUAUCAUUACCCAGCUCUUCCAAUAUAGGAUUAUUCGUUGUGGUGGUGCUGUGGAUGAUGAUAUGGCCAACAUCAUCGUUGCUCAGCUUCUUUACCUUGAUGCCGUUGAUCCUACUAAGGAUAUUGUUAUGUAUGUGAAUUCUCCUGGUGGAUCUGUUACAGCUGGCAUGGCUAUAUUCGAUACUAUGAGGCAUAUCCGGCCUGAUGUCUCCACUGUUUGUGUUGGUCUUGCUGCUAGUAUGGGAGCUUUUCUGCUUAGUGCUGGAACCAAAGGAAAAAGAUACAGUCUACCAAACUCAAGGAUAAUGAUCCAUCAGCCGCUUGGUGGAGCUCAAGGUGGCCAGACUGAUAUAGACAUUCAGGCAAAUGAAAUGCUCCACCACAAGGCGAACCUAAACGGUUACCUCGCUUACCAGACUGGUCAAUGCCUGGAGAAGAUAAACCAAGACACUGACCGUGAUUUCUUCAUGAGUGCUAAAGAGGCAAAAGAUUAUGGACUUAUCGAUGCUGUCAUCAUGAACCCUCUUAAAGCUCUUCAGCCACUUGCACCAGCUUAAGAGCCUGAAGGUAAUACUUCUGCUUAGCACUUUUAGUAGGCCUUUUAUGAACUGAUGGAAAUCAGAUUUGUUUGGGAUCAAAAUCAUUAGUAUCUGUGAUACAUUUAUGAAGAACAAAGUAAAGUUUUCUUGCUGUUUGGUUGAAUAACAUUGGCCUUCAAGGAAUGUUUUUACCCUUUGUAAUCGAAUUAUUGGCCCAUUUUAAUCAAUUUUCUAGUUUCAUACC
This is a messenger RNA of Brassica napus (rape), 1189 nucleotides long. RefSeq names its product ATP-dependent Clp protease proteolytic subunit 5, chloroplastic-like. The transcript is spliced from 8 exons. Gene Ontology annotation, molecular function: ATPase binding; serine-type endopeptidase activity; ATP-dependent peptidase activity. The record is from RefSeq and is a predicted model, not a curated record. Bases 136 to 963 code for a protein of 275 amino acids. Gene Ontology annotation, cellular component: endopeptidase Clp complex. Gene Ontology annotation, biological process: protein quality control for misfolded or incompletely synthesized proteins. Lineage: Eukaryota; Viridiplantae; Streptophyta; Magnoliopsida; Brassicales; Brassicaceae.